AUGUUGAGCUCCGCAAAGAAUUAUGAGGUUGUCUCGAAAAUAAUGGAGGAAAACGUCAGUGAAUCAGAGGAAAGUAAAGAUCCUCCAAAUGAUCUUCACUGCCAUGAAUCGUUACUAACAAACUCAAAUUUAUCAGAUGAUGUGGAAACUCCAGACGCCCAAGUUGUGAACUCUGAUGUGUCAAAAACUGCUUCGAGUUUCUCCGAUGAGCCAAUACCAGAGGACUUUGGUAAAACACGGGACAUUAAUUCUGGAGAAGAGGAAUUUAACGGAAAUCAUACGAUGAUUGGGACAAAUGAGAAAACUAAUGAGAACUUAACCAGUGUUUCCGGGUUACCCCCGGAAUUUUCGAAACCAUCCAGCGUUUCUAAUGAAUUUCCCCCAGCAAAAAAGAUACACAGUUCGUCACCCGGUGGUUCUUCUGAAAACCUUCUUGGUUCAAAUCAUCGCAGGGAUCCUUCUCUCGAGUCUGACAGCGAUGAGGUGUUUCCACUUGUUGCUCGCAAAGCUAACUCGUCGGACGAUUUGCUUGAUAAAAACUUUGUUAAAUGGGCAAGUGGUGGUGAAAAUUCACAUAAAGGCAAACGAGACAAGGAAGGCGGACAAUCGUCUGACUCGCCUAUUAGUGACGUUGAAUUUAGUGCUUGCUCUUCUGUUACUAGUUGUACUGAAGACAGUGGAAUUAGCUCCACUGUCAGAGAUGACGAGUUGGAAGAAAUACCACUCAAUAACUCACGAUUUAGCCCUGAAUUGUACGAACAAAUGUCUAGACUCUCUUUGGAUGAAUCAGUUGCUGCAUGGAUUCCUAAAUCUUCAAACACUUACGCACCCAGCCCUAAUGCAAAAACUGGAACUGACGUAGAUGGCAGUAGUUCACAGAAGCAAAGUAAACUGAAGUAAGUAUACGCUUUAUUAUUUCUUUCCCUCUUUCUUUCUGUUUUAGGGUACACACAUACCGUAAAAUUAUUCCAGAAAGGAAUUUAAACUUGUACAAUGAAACUGAAAUAGAAAAAAUUUUGUUACUCUUUCCCCUCCAUCACAACAAGGGCUGUCACUGAGAUUUCAAGUUGCUGGGUGCAUGUAUAUGCAAUUAUAACAUAGCAGAAUUGGGAAUCUGUUAAACUGCUUGGAAGUUCUUUUGGUUCUAUUUUCCUUUGUAUAUAUCUCUCAUGAAAGAAGGAGGGAUUCAUGUUUAUAGUACAUGUAGAGGAAAUCCCAGGCUCCAUUCCUUGGUGGCAUCCCUGACACCACCUACCUAGUCCAGAAAAAUGGCAUCGGGAAUUUCAGUUUUGCAAAAAUUAUUCAAUUAAGGCAUCCAAAAAAAACCCAUAAUAGAAAAUUUCAAACAAAAAAUCCUCAAUUGUCGGCCUGUCACUUUAACCAUGUAGAACCUAGAACCCCUCUUGGGUAACACAUCAAGUCGGGGGGUGACGGACAAGCUUAUUUUUGUGAUGCCGUGAUCAACCAUUUUUGCUCGCCAUGAAUAAUUCAUUGCAACACAGUUAUUGUGAUGUACUGAAUAACUGUUGGGUGAAUCAUGACUAAAGUGGUCUCCUUGAAACCUGAACUAGCCAAAUCCUCUAUUGUGUACACAUACAUUGAAGGUGAAUUGAAGAAAUUCAAUCUUUAAUUUGGCCAAAUGACCUUGACGAGUACAAAUGCAUCUGGUGGCUUGAUUAAACUUCACUUUGAGUCUUUUGAUGUAACUUCACACUUCAGUGCACUCAGACUCACAUACAGCUGGCUUCCCUUGGGAAUUUAUUGGUUCUUAAAACUCUAGAAAUAUAAUCAAAGCACUCUGUGUUACAAAAUGGGACUAACGUAAUGUUUUUGACAUGUUGUACGACCUCUAUUUUUGAGAAACGUGAAAACGUAACUAUUAUUUGUUUCGUGACUCGUGAAACACAAAACUGUUGUUCUUGAACUCAUGAUUAGACCCCACCCCCCUUGAUCCCCCUUAUCAAAGAACUGCUGAAAAAAGAACUUUCAUUUGAAUGGUCACAGCAUAGAAUUUUUUCCUAAUUACAUGUACAUGUAGGUAGAACUACAUUGCAUGUACAAGUCUUUAUAUCUGAUGUUAGGAGACUGUGAAAAGGCAUUGAGCAGUGCACCUUAUCCUCAUUUCACUUACAGUGUAUGUUACUUUAAUAAUAAUUUUGUGCUUCCAUGGUUGUGUCUGUAGAGGCCUGUUUUCAAGAUCAUCUCAAAAGGAGCCUGUUCAGGGCUGGAAGUUAUUUGGCAAGGUUCCAGCGAAAGAUGUCAGGGAUAACAGCAGUGAACCUCACUAUCAGGCAUCCUCUUUUGAUAGAGGUAACCCUAGAUGGUUAAAACUGUCCAUCAAUUACAUGUAUCUUUAGAGUUUUAUGGUGCACUUAGUUUUAGCAUUUAGUUUUCGCUGGUUAUCGAGUUGGAGUUGUAUAAUGUUAUUCUCUAGUGAGAAUGGUAUUCUGGUUUGUUGGUUGUGAUCACUGGACUGGAGUCACAAGCAAAAGCACUCACAACAUUUGGAAAUGAACACUAUGAUAUGUUUUAUUCUUCUUCUCCUCCCUUAGCCUGAUAUUGUGCUUCCCUAGCUCCCUCUAUGUUUUUAUCUCAUGGCAGGAAGAGGGCAUGAUGCAUUAUUUUAUUUGUCAGAUCACAUAUAAAUUGUGACGGCUCAAGAUAAAAGUGUAUCAAGCAUUCAUUUUACCCCUCUUCCCCCCCCCCUCCCAAAAAAAAUAGAAUGCCUGAUCACAGGUUACCUGUAUUCUGCCUCUGAUUAUGAAAAUCUUACCCCUACUUGCAAAUCCAAUUUCAACUUUUUCUCCAGGUCAUAAGUGUUGUUAUGACUCCAAUUACGGGUCUCUGAUUCUGAUUCCAUUGUUAGUGUCUUAGACAUAACUUAAGGCCCUUUCCAGAACUAUGAUACUAGGUUAAUACAAAAAAUGCUUUGUACUUUGUAGAGAUUGAAGUAAAUGAAAAUCAGCCCCUAGUUUAGCCUUUUAAUAACUGGGUUUGUGGUUGUGUUUGAUGAUGAUAUUUAUUAUAAAGAUUGCUUUUAUUGUUUUUUUGUAGGAGACGUGAAGCGCAAGUCUUUUGGUGACAAACCAUCUGUAACUGCUCCAAACUUCAAACCCAAGUUCCCUUCUUUGAGAAAGAAACCUACUACUGGAAGCUCCACUACAGCCCUUAUCUUCGAAAAUAGGCCAAGGUAUGAAGCAAACAUUAGAAAAAGUGAAUAUCUUUCCUUAAAUUUCAGGCUGCUUACAUGAACUUGUAAUUCUGACUAACAGUAGAUUGGAUCACUGUGGUGAUCCUCAUUAGUUUGGGAAAGUUUUUGUCAGACCAGCAUAAAAGUAACUAAUUUUUUUAUUUAAAAAAUUAUCCUCUCCCUUACAGGGCUAUGAAUCCCAGCUAAGAGAAGGGGAAACCAGCUGGUUAGAGACUUGAACUCAGGACCUCUGGUUUUCAAGUCCAGUGUUCUAACUUCUUAGCUACACAUGAGACUUCAGUUUAAAAGAAUGACAUUGACAAUUCUACAAUGUAAUGUAGAAAUCUCUUUCUAUCAUCACUCAGUUUACGUUUAUACUAUAAUUAUUAUUAAAAACUGAAUCAUUGGAUAAUGCAAUUCUAGAGCUCUGAUUGGCUUUUCCAUCAUGGUAUAUGAGCCAUUAUACCAUGCUUGCUCUCCAAAUAUGGUAACUGCAUGUGUCUACUCAAAAUAAAAAACAAGCUGAAAGUCGGUUGUUUUUACAAAAAAAGUCAGGAAGAAUUUUCGAUAUUUUGUGAGAUUUUUAAUAAAACAAUUAUUCCACAUGCACUUGUUGGAUAUGAGAUGAUUACAGCCAACAGCGCCUCGUUGGCUAUCUGCCAUCUCAUAUGAACCUCGCACUCGUGGAGUAAUAUUGUUAUACAUACACAAGACAUAUAUUGUAUUACAACUAUACAUCGAGUGAGCUCAGUCGUACAGCUGUAACAACUGUUAUGGGUUACAGUCCUUAAUGACAGAGCCUCCGGGCCACUUUAGAAACGUAUGACUAUUGCUGCCUUGUUAAAAAUUUUAAGUAAAAUGUCCUCUUGGGUUAAAAUAGUUAAUUUUGCUGAUUAUUUCUGUUAUACCCAAUUGCAGCAACCUCCCAGCUAAAUCAGCAGCUGAGGAGAAAAAGCACAGAAAACAAUAUGAAGCAAUGGUGGCCGAGGCAAAGAAAAAAGGUGAAAAUAAAACUACAGUCAGCUCUCUCUAAGGCAGACACCUUUGGAGCCAGUAUAGUGUACCAAGUGUCCAUCUUAGAGAGGUGUCUGUCUUGUAGAGAGACAAAUAAAGAGACUAAAAAAUAAUUAUUUUUACAAUUUUUAUGUAAAGAAAGGCAGAGACUGACUUUAGGUGUCUGUCUUAGCAAGGUGUCUGUCAUAUAGAAGUGUCCGUUCCGUAUGUAGUUGUAUGAAAAAAAUGCAAACAAAUCAUUACAGGUUUAGAUUAUGUGAUCAACAUUGUUUAGGAAUAAAGAAUAAUUGAACUUGAGGAUAUUGUUCUUUUGGCAAAGCUCAAUGUUCCAGAAAUUAUUGUGUAGGCAUUUUGAAGUGAAAUCUUAUUGUAAAAAUUAGUCUUUUUUCUUGGUUUCAGGUACUCAAUAGCUUCUCUUUUUUGUUAUUUCUUUGCUGUCAUAGAAUUAAAAGACAUGAAGCGUCAGGAACAGAAACUUAGAGAAAAGUGUAAACAGGAGGAUGGAAUUGUGUCUGCAGUCUCUUUAUGGGCAAAUGAGAUUUUGCCCAACUUUGACACUAUGUAAGUUCUCUUUCAUUCUUUUGUUUAUAAGCUAUUUACUGUUUUUUUUCUUUUUUACUAUCGUGUUUUUCAAUCCAAAGAAGUUACUAAGGUAUUUCUCAGAAAUCUUAGAUACACUAGUUUUAAAUGAGUGUAGACUAUUGUCAGAGAGGUGAUCAUGAAUUUGUAGUCCUCCGAGUUUAAUCAUUUUAAAAUCAUUUUUGUUUGGCAGAAUUGCAUUGCAGAGCAAUGCGUAGUUGUGAUUUUUUUCCCCUACCCUAUUUCAUUUAUAGGCGGCACUCUAAGAAGGCAAGAGAGCUUUGGUGGCAAGGUCUUCCUCCAAGUGUACGUGGAAAGGUCUGGAAACUUGCUAUCGGAAAUGACCUGCAUAUUACUCAGGGUAUGUUACCAUUGUAUUAAAAAUUAGAGUAAAUCAAUUUCAUGUAGUUCUAAAGCAUUAAUUCUUUAAUAAUAUACCGUAAAAUUCCGAAAAUAAGCCCCGGGGCUUAUAUUUUUCAAAGACUCUUUUUGAGGGGCUUAUCUAAGGAGCGAAAUUUGCAUUUUUAAAUCGAUUGGGCUAACCUUAUAGUGGGAAGUAAAUUUACCGUUUUUGCUUUGUUUUACUUUGUAUUUGAGGGCAAUUUUCCAAGCACAAGCCCCCGGGGGGCUUAUAUUUGGGGGGGCGAUUUGACGGAGGGCUUUUUGCGUUACCGGUUUGGGGGGAUUAUAUUUGGAGGGGCUUAUUUUCGAAAUUUUACGGUAUUCUGCAAUUCACUUGAAAGGUGAUAGUUGUAUAUUGUACAUGUAUGUAUUGUAGUUUAAAGACUUAAGUGUUGAAGUUAUUUCUAAUCUUGUAGUGAAAUAAACUGGGACUUUUGACUGCUCAUUCAGGUUUUCACUUCUCCUGUUGCAGAAUUAUUCGACAUCUUUCAGUCUCAUGCAUAUGAGAAGCUAUUCACAACAAGGCUAAACAAGAAGAAAAACCAGACUCAGACUGUCGCAGAACUGCCAGCCAGUGAUCACCCUGUUGUCAGCAAAGCUCACACAGUUGAACUUAUCAUGAUGGAUGUGUCACGAACGUUUCCUUCACUUUGUAUUUUCCAGGAGGUAAAUUUUCCUCAUUUUCUUCUCAUCUUAAGUCUCCUCACCUUAAAACAAUAGAAACUAUUGGUGAUAAUACCACACUAUUUAUGACUUUAUCUAUAGUUGUAACACUAUAGUAAUCAGCCAUUUCACACACCUCUUGAGAACGUUAGCUGUUUCUCUUUAAGACCUUUACAGUAUAUCUCUGUUGCAUUAAACCGUGGCAAAGUUUGCAUAAUUAUGCAUGACGAGGCAAUGCCAACUAUGGAGUAGUGUACCUUUAAAAAACAAUGGCAGUUUCUAAAAAAAAGUAAUUGCAGUUAUGUACCACACCCAAUUUACUGAGAACUUUUGUCUCAGCUUUACUACCUUAGUAAUAAUUAAAAUAAAAGGAUCAAAAAUGAAUGCCAGCGUAGUUAUAGUGUUAAGCCUGCACAGUUUGCGAUGAAAAUAAUUCUUAAAUGUGGCCACGCAAAAGAUAACGUCUAACUUUUACAUGUAUGAUUUAAUAUUUUCCAUUUGAUCUGCUAGACUCAGGUUAUCACUGUUGUUUACUAUGAACAUGUAUGAAUAGUGACAAGGUGGCAUAAGACUUUUAUUAAAUGCAUUAGGGUGGUCCAUUCCACGAUGUUCUUCACAGCAUUUUGGGAGCUUACACCUGCUAUCGACCUGAUGUUGGCUAUGUAAGUUGUUCUGUGUUAUAGAUUAAUUUUAGAAUCCUUAACUCAAUCUCCCCACUCGAAGUUAUUUAGCCUGUUCCAGGUAUUCAGAUAUCGAUUGUGGGGAUGACACAAGAAGAUGUAAGCAGGAAAAAUAGAGAUGGGGUGGGGUAGAGGGUGAGGGCGUCCUUCUCCCCUUCUGAUCUCCCUCCUUAUUUUUUCCUGCUCUCUGAUGAUGUUAGAAGUUAUUUUGCUUUUCCAGUGUCUUUUUACCUUGCUGAAUUCUGGCCGAGGCAAACUACUUUAUAGAUAACUUUUUGUGCAGUUUAAUACCCAUUGUAAUUCAUUGUUAUGCUUGUAAAGAGGCAAUUGACUGCUCGAAAUAAUUAUUUAGUCCGAACUAUUCUUUCCUUAUUCUCUUGUUUAGGUUCAAGGCAUGUCAUUCCUUGCAGCAGUGUUGUUGUUGAAUAUGGAUCCAUCUGAUGCAUUUAUUUGUUUUGCAAAUCUUCUCAACAAACCUUGCCAGUUAGCUUUCUUCAGAGUUGAUCAUCCCAUGGUAAUGUCAUUUUUAAAUUGAGUUCGUUGUUAUUUUAACUACAUUGUGUCUGGCGGGACUUUUAAGGCGUCCUUCAACAAACUCUCUCGCCCUCUGUCUCUCACUCUGCCUGCUCUUUCAUCCCUUGAUUGCCAAGAAAAUGUGCUCGCAGCCUCCUUGGGUGGCGACUGACUCUAACCCAUUUGUUUUCCCAUCAGUAAAUUAAUUUUUUUGCCUUGUUGUUCUGUAGAUGAUUGCAUACUUCGCUGCCUUCGAAAUCUUCCUCGAGGAGUUUGUCCCCAGACUUCACACGCAUUUUAUAGAAGAGAACUUCACACCUGAUAUGUAUCUCAUUGAUUGGUAAGGCUGGAUGAGCUCAAAUAAAUAAGACACUGCAUGCUAUUACCACCAAGGUCAGGGUGUAAACCCUCUCAUACCUGAAUUUUUCAGGUAGUUUUCAGCUAUUUAGGCUGAUCUUAAAAUUCUGUAGAUCACGUCUACUUUCUUUUAGCAAAUAAUAUAAUAUUAGUCACUACUUGCUUUCAGGGGCUUCAUUUGUUCUUUAUUAUCACUAUAAUAAUAGAUUACUUAAUUAUGACCCCUUUUUAGAAUUGGAGAUACAUUAACCUUUGUGUCUAAAGGGUCAGAUUGUUACAUUGCCAUCUGUAUACUCAAAAGUCAGUUUUAGUUCAAGUUAUGCCCUUACUCUCCAGUUUUCCCCUGUUCAACCACUUUAUUUCGUUUGUAUAUAGCCAGCUGGUCCUUCUUAUUACAUGUACGUUCACUUUAGACUAAAAUUUUAAUUAUGUUCGAAGCAGUUAGUCUGAAUUUUAUUUUUUUACAUAUAUUUGUAUAAAUCAAUCGUUAUAUCUUCAUGUGUGUUAAUUUGCAGGACAUUCACAUUGUUUAGCAAGUCAUUACCGCUGGAUGCUGCCUCUCGAGUAUGGGAUGUGUUUUGUAGAGAUGGUGAAGCAUUUCUAUUCCGGGCUGCACUUGGUGAGUACCCUGCACUCUUAAGCACUGCUAGUAGUGGCCAAAAACAAAUUUAAAAUUUUAAUUUCUUGUUGUGGAAUCAUAAAAAAUGAGUUGUCCAGUUUCGAGUUCGCUGUGACUGCUGCAUUAAAGAAGUGAAGACGCUUUUUUUUACAGGCUUAGCCUCCAUCUGAAGUAAUAUAUCAACAAAUUCUAGCAAGAAAAAGACCUGUUUAUUACCCUGUCUAUUGUGUGUAUUCAAAUUUUAAACACUUACUUCCCGGAAUUUCUGAAUAUUUUACUUUACGUCGGGGCUAGCCCUGUAUGAAUGUGUCGUUAAUGUUUGUAUUCAGCGGUAAUUUUUAAUUCGAAACUGGACUAUUGCACUAUGCAGAAGUUCUGCCAAACAGGUUUCAUUUGAUUGGUGGCAGUACAGAAUUUUCUCCACUGAUUAGAAAGUUAGAGUAAAAAGUAAUUUGCAAUAUUAAUAAUAAUUAAUAUAACAUGUAAUUAUAAUUUUUAUUUUUUUUAUUUUAUUUUAUUCAUUGAUUGAUUGAUUGAUUUGAGCACUGCUACUCUCCAGUGUUUGUUAAGGUCUUUACACGUAUUUUUUACUACUUUUUAUACUUCUUUCAACUGAUUCAAUUUUUUUUCUUUAGGGAUAUUAAAAUUCUACCUAGAGGACUUGCUGGGUAUGGAUUUCAUUCAUCUUGGCCAGUUUCUUUCUAAGCUACCAGAUGACAUCCCAGUUGCAUCUCUUUUCCAAACAAUCGCGUCAGUUAGUCUCACGGAACAAAAAUUCACUCAGACACUGGCAACACAGAAGGAAGUGGCAGCCCAGAUCAAAAACGUUACUUCUACCACGAAAUAA
Messenger RNA from Porites lobata, 8864 nucleotides. NCBI's taxonomy places the organism in Eukaryota, Metazoa, Cnidaria, Anthozoa, Scleractinia, Poritidae. The record is from the annotation of a GenBank genome assembly.